AUGCGGGAAGACGUCGAAAAGGUGAAUUUUGCCUGCUGGGGUUGUUACGUGAAGGGUGUCGCCUCUCAGAUCAAUGAGGACGCCGAUAUUAUUCAUCAGGGAAAAGCCCGCAGAAAAGCUGUGGGGGCUUUUGAGACGGGGCAGAAAACCCAUAAUAACCGUCCCCUUCAUGUGACGGAAGCUAGUCUGCCUAAAUGGGCUUCGAAUGGGCUUGUGCGGAGAAAGAGAUGAAGAGGUUAUCGAGACGGGUGGAUAGGCCUUACAAGAGAGAGUAGGCCAUCUUCUCGAGACGAUGAUUUCGUGGUGACAAGGAAAAGGCGAAGACGGAGUGCACCAUGCUCACUUAUACCACUACUCCCGUACUCCGCUCCUCUUCUUAUUUUAUUUUCAUUUUCAUUUUUUAUUUUUUUUUCCCCCCCGUGGUCGAGGGGAUUGGCGGGCAGAACCCGACGGUCGAAGGACGAGUUGAGGAUGUGAUUAGGUUUUGGCAUUAUUGGUCGCGAGAGAAGAAUCAACUAACUUUUGCUGGUCGAAGAGUCGGCCACCACCCUGGUCGGACCGUCCGUCGUGAACCUGGAGGCAUGUAUGGACAUGUACCCGCUUUGGCUGGGGAACCCGGGAAUUACUACACAGGCGGGUACGGAGUUCUCGCGAGUGACCUGUGACUUUUUCUCUCGCGGUGAAGUUUGCUCGAGCCAAGAAUCGCCUGGGAAGCGAGGAAGACGGCGCGAAGGGGACAGCGACGUCUGCCCCUCUACCACGAUGCCUCUCCCCUUGACUCUAUGCACCAUUGUCUGCUUGACCUGAAUGCAGAUGGAAUCGUAUUAGUAGCAAAGAUAGUCUUGGUUUCUUCUCCUC
Messenger RNA from Coccidioides immitis RS, 858 nucleotides. RefSeq lists its product as uncharacterized. Lineage: Eukaryota; Fungi; Ascomycota; Eurotiomycetes; Onygenales; Onygenaceae. The record is from RefSeq and is a predicted model, not a curated record. The coding region runs from base 1 to 231 and encodes 76 amino acids. The transcript has 4 exons.